CGGAAAGACCAUACCCUCUAGAUAGCCGAGGUUCGUCCGACAUGAUGAGAAAGCAACGUUUGAAGCUUUUUAUCAUCAAUAUCUCAACUUCAAAGGAAUGUCAAAAUUCACUAUUCCUCAUUUAACGAGGUAGAAGUUGGCGGAAUGGCCCUCAGCAUUCGUUUGCUGACAUUUAGACGUGGCUAUGCCACCCGACCAGGCGGUUCUCGUCUCAAGCCAACAUUAAGUCUCGACCAGUUCAUUCAAAGAGGCCGAGUUUUGGCUUUCUACCGCACUAUUCUCCGCGGGACAAAAAAGAUCGCUGAUCCUACAACAAGAGCUGAGUCUCGAAAAUACGCCCGGGACGAAUUUGAACGGCGUCGCAACGUAACAGACGCUUCACACGUUCGGUAUCUCCUCUCAGUUGGAAAGACGGAAUGGGAAGGCAUGGAGAGGUAUAUCGAUGGUAUGUAGCGCAGCAGUUGUAAAUGUAGAUGUAGUUGUACAUGACGAACAGUUCCAGUCCCAGCGCUGUCGUCUUUUUCUCAAGUUCCAGAGAAUGUUUAUUCAAGGCUUCUCGCUGAAAGAAUCGCCCAGUGUUUCGUUCGUUCUAUCAUGCGCAAUGCUUCCCGUCGCCCCGUC
Messenger RNA from Fusarium oxysporum Fo47, 621 nucleotides. RefSeq names its product LYR motif-containing protein 2. The record is from RefSeq and is a predicted model, not a curated record. Bases 145 to 453 code for a protein of 102 amino acids. NCBI's taxonomy places the organism in Eukaryota, Fungi, Ascomycota, Sordariomycetes, Hypocreales, Nectriaceae. The transcript has 3 exons. Gene Ontology annotation, cellular component: mitochondrion.